Molecule: messenger RNA, 5986 nt
Organism: Myotis davidii
Lineage: Eukaryota; Metazoa; Chordata; Mammalia; Chiroptera; Vespertilionidae
Gene: MADD
Product: MAP kinase activating death domain
Exons: 34
Coding region: 188-5056 (1622 amino acids)
Biological process (GO): regulation of Rab protein signal transduction; regulation of apoptotic process
Cellular component (GO): cytosol
Molecular function (GO): guanyl-nucleotide exchange factor activity
Source: RefSeq, a predicted model, not a curated record
GAGAAGUAGCUUCCCGCUCGACCCGCAUUUCGCCGGGGUGCGCUCUGCUACCAUGCCGAAUUAAAAUCUCUGCGCAGUGGACACAAAAGCCUUGGAUUUUCAGAUAAUAACAGAAUUCCCCCUGGGAAUGCUGACUCCUUGCUUGGUGCCUUGAAGUUUCUCCGAGAUGAACUGAUGAACUGGAACCAUGGUGCAAAAGAAGAAGUUCUGUCCUCGGUUACUUGACUACCUAGUGAUUGUCGGCGCCAGGCACCCGAGCAGUGACAGUGUGGCCCAGACUCCUGAAUUGCUUCGGCGAUACCCAUUAGAGGAUCACCCCGAGUUUCCCCUGCCCCCAGAUGUCGUGUUCUUCUGCCAGCCUGAGGGCUGUCUGAGUGUGCGGCAGCGGCGCAUGAGCCUGCGGGAUGAUAUCUCUUUUGUCUUCACCCUCACCGACAAGGACACCGGAGUCACGCGUUAUGGCAUCUGUGUUAACUUCUACCGCUCCUUCCAGAAGCGAAUGCCUAAGGAAAAGGGGGAGGCUGGGGCAGGGUCCCGUGGGAAGGAAGGACCCCGGCCCACCAGCGCCUCAGAAGAGGUUGGCACUGAGAGUUCGGAGAGUGGCUCGUCCCUGCAGCCGCCCAGUGCCGACUCCACCCCCGAUGUGAACCAGUCUCCUCGCGGAAAACGCCGGGCCAAGGCGGGAAGCCGGUCCCGCAACAGUACUCUGACUUCCCUCUGUGUGAUCAGCCACUACCCCUUCUUCUCCACCUUCCGAGAAUGUCUGUACACCCUCAAACGUCUGGUGGACUGCUGCAGUGAGCGACUGCUGGGCAAGAAACUGGGCAUCCCCCGAGGCAUACAAAGGGACACCAUGUGGCGCAUCUUCACUGGAUCGUUGCUGGUGGAGGAGAAGUCAGGUGCCCUUCUGCAUGACCUUCGAGAGAUUGAGGCCUGGAUCUAUCGAUUGCUGCGCUCCCCAGUGCCCGUCUCUGGGCAGAAGCGAGUAGACAUUGAGGUCCUACCCCAGGAGCUUCAGCAAGCUCUGACCUUUGCUCUUCCUGACCCCUCUCGAUUCACCCUGGUGGAUUUCCCACUGCACCUUCCCUUGGAACUUCUGGGUGUGGAUGCCUGCCUUCAGGUGCUAACCUGCAUCCUGUUAGAGCACAAGGUGGUGCUACAGUCCCGCGACUACAACGCACUCUCCAUGUCUGUGAUGGCAUUUGUGGCAAUGAUCUACCCCCUGGAGUAUAUGUUUCCUGUCAUCCCACUGCUGCCCACCUGCAUGGGAUCGGCAGAGCAGCUGCUGUUGGCCCCAACCCCAUACAUCAUCGGGGUCCCUGCCAGCUUCUUCCUCUACAAACCGGACUUCAAAAUGCCUGACGAUGUAUGGCUAGUGGACCUGGACGGCAGUCGGGUGAUUGCCCCCACCAAUGCAGAAGUGCUACCUGUCCUGCCAGAACCAGAGUCAUUAGAGUUGAAAAAACAUUUGAAGCAGGCCCUUGCCAGCAUGAGCCUCAACACCCAGCCAAUCCUUAAUCUGGAAAAAUUCCAUGAGGGCCAGGAGAUCCCUCUGCUCUUUGGAAAGCCUACAAGUGACCUGCAGUCCACCCCUUCCACGGAAUUCAACCCACUCAUCUAUGGCAAUGAUGUGGAUUCUGUGGAUGUCGCAACCAGAGUGGCCAUGGUCCGUUUCUUCAACUCCCCCAACGUGCUGCAGGGCUUUCAGAUGCACACACGUAUCCUGCGUCUCUUCCCUCGGCCUGUGGUAGCUUUUCAAGUUGGCUCCUUCCUAGCCUCACGUCCCCGGCAGACUCCUUUUGCUGAGAAAUUGGCCAGGACUCAGGCUGUGGAGUACUUUGGGGAAUGGAUCCUUAACCCUACCAACUAUGCCUUUCAGCGAAUUCACAACAACAUGUUUGAUCCGGCCCUGAUUGGUGACAAGCCAAAGUGGUACGCUCAUCAGCUGCAACCCAUCCACUAUCGCGUCUACGAUAGCAAUUCCCAGCUGGCUGAAGCGCUGAGUGUGCCCCCAGAGCGUGACUCUGACUCUGAUCCUACUGAUGACAGCGGCAGUGAUAGUAUGGACUAUGGUGACUCAAGCUCUUCCUACUCCUCCCUCGGUGACUUUGUUAGUGAAAUGAUGAAGUGUGACAUCAAUGGCGAUACGCCUAAUGUGGAUCCUCUGACGCAUGCAGCACUGGGGGAUGCCAGUGAGGUGGAGAUUGAUGAGCUGCCAAGCCAGAAGGAAGCCGGGGAGCCUGGCCCCCACAGGGAGGACGCUCAGGAACACCCCCCACCGCACUCCAGCUCCAGCACCACGGCCAGCAGUGGCUCCAGCACUGUCAUCCACGGAGCCAGUGCUGAACCUGCUGACUCAACAGAGAUGGAUGAUAAGGCCGCAGUAGCCAUCUCCAAGCCCGUCCCUCCCGGGCCUCCCAGCAUCAGCAAAUCGGCCGUGGACAGGCGCCAGACAGAAACUGGAGAGGGGUCAGUGUGCCGGCGAACCUUCGACAACCCAUACUUCGAGCCCCAGUAUGGCCUUCCCCCUGAGGAAGAUGAUGAUGACCAGGGGGAAAGUUACACUCCCCGAUUCAGCCAACAUGGCAGUGGCAAUCGGGCUCAAAAGCUGCUGCGGCCCAACAGCUUGAAACUGGCAAGCGACUCAGACGCAGAGUCAGACUCCCGAGCAAGCUCUCCCACCUCCACCAUCUCCAACAACAGCACCGAGAGCUUUGGGGGCAUCAUGUCUUUUGCCAGCAGCCUAUAUCGGAACCACAGUACAAGCUUCAGUCUUUCGAACCUCACGCUGCCCACCAAAGGUGCCCGGGAGAAGACCACGCCCUUCCCCAGUCUGAAAGUAUUUGGGCUAAAUACUCUAAUGGAGAUUGUUACUGAAGCCGGCCCCGGGAGUGGUGAAGGAAACAGGAGGGCCUUGGUGGACCAGAAGUCAUCUGUCAUUAAACACAGCCCAACAGUGAAGCGAGAACCCCCGUCACCCCAGGGCCGAUCCAGCAAUUCUAGUGAGAACCAGCAGUUCCUGAAGGAGGUGGUGCACAGCGUGCUGGACGGCCAGGGCGUCGGCUGGCUCAACAUGAAGAAGGUGCGACGGCUGUUGGAGAGCGAGCAGCUGCGGGUAGUCAGUGUUGGCUGGGAGCUGGAAUCAACUGGGAAGAGGAUGUGGACACCACAGGCAGUUUUGCCAACUCCAGCCCCUGGAUUAUUGUUGCAGGAGAUCAGUCGAAAGGUGUACAAAGGGAUGUUAGACCUGCUCAAGUGCACGGUGCUCAGCCUGGAGCAGUCCUAUACCCAUGCAGGUCUGGGCGGCAUGGCCAGCAUCUUCGGGCUCCUGGAGAUCGCCCAGACCCACUAUUACAGCAAAGAACCAGACAAGCGUAAGAGAAGUCCAACAGAGAGCGUGCAUACACCAGUUGGCAAGGAUCCUGGCCUGGCUGGUCGGGGGGACCCAAAGGCUACGGCACAGCUGAGAGUUCCCCAGCUGGGGCCUCGGGCACCAAGUGCUACAGGAAAGGGUCCUAAGGAACUAGAUACCAGGAGUUUAAAGGAAGAGAAUUUUGUAGCAUCUGUUGAAUUGUGGAACAAGCACCAGGAAGUGAAAAAGCAAAAAGCUAUGGAAAAACAGAGGCCUGACGUACUCAAACCUGCCUUUGACCUUGGUGAGACGGAAGAGAAAAAGUCCCAGAUCAGCGCAGAUAGUGGUGUGAGCCUAACAUCUGGUUCCCAGAGGACGGACCCAGACUCUGUCAUCGGUGUGAGCCCAGCUGUCCUGAUCCGAAGCUCCAGUCAGGAUUCUGAAGUUAGCACCGUGGUAGGGGAACACCACACUGGCAUCUUGUGCCUUAGGUGGCUGACCUGUUACUCUUCUCUGCAGGGUAAAGCCCACAGCUUGAAGCCGAGCGUAAGGGAGAAGCUGGCGGGCAGCCCGGUUCGCUCUUACGAAGACGUAAGCCAGCGAGUCUAUCUCUACGAGGGACUCAUAGGAAGGGACAAAGGAUCGAUGUGGGACCAGUUAGAGGAUGCUGCUAUGGAGACCUUUUCUAUGAGUAAAGAGCGUUCUACGUUAUGGGACCAAAUGCAGUUCUGGGAAGAUGCGUUCUUAGAUGCUGUGAUGUUGGAGAGAGAAGGGAUGGGUAUGGACCAGGGUCCCCAGGAGAUGAUAGACAGGUACCUGUCACUGGGAGAGCAUGACCGGAAACGCCUCGAGGAUGAUGAAGAUCGUUUGCUGGCCACGCUUUUGCACAACCUGAUCUCCUAUAUGCUGCUGAUGAAGGUACAGAAGAAUGACAUCCGGAAGAAGGUGAGGCGCCUGAUGGGAAAGUCCCAUAUUGGGCUUGUGUACAGCCAGCAAAUCAAUGAAGUACUUGAUCAGCUGGCCAACCUGAAUGGCCGUGAUCUCUCUGUCCGGUCCAGUGGUAGCCGGCACAUGAAGAAGCAGACAUUUGUGGUACAUGCAGGGACAGACACAAAUGGAGAUAUCUUUUUUAUGGAGGUGUGUGAUGACUGCGUGGUGCUGCGCAGCAACAUCGGGACAGUGUACGAGCGCUGGUGGUACGAGAAGCUCAUCAACAUGACCUACUGCCCCAAGACCAAGGUGCUGUGCUUGUGGCGCAGAAACGGCUCGGAGACCCAGCUCAACAAGUUCUACACAAAGAAGUGUCGGGAGCUGUACUACUGUGUGAAGGACAGCAUGGAGCGUGCCGCCGCCCGGCAGCAGAGCAUCAAACCUGGGCCUGAACUAGGUGGCGAGUUCCCCGUGCAGGACAUGAAGACUGGUGAGGGUGGCUUGCUGCAGGUCACCCUAGAAGGGAUCAAUCUCAAGUUCAUGCACAACCAGGUUUUCAUAGAGCUGAAUCACAUUAAAAAGUGCAAUACAGUUCGAGGCGUCUUUGUCCUGGAGGAAUUUGUUCCUGAAAUUAAAGAAGUGGUGAGCCACAAGUACAAGACACCCAUGGCCCACGAGAUCUGCUACUCGGUGUUGUGUCUCUUCUCGUAUGUGGCUGCGGUCCGCAGCAGUGAGGACGACCUCCGAACCCCACCCCGGCCCGUCUCCAGCUGAUGGAGGGUGACGGCUGCCCCAGCCCAGGGGCGCCCUGGCUUCUUGCCUCUUGCUGUUCCCCAGUGCACGAUGCUGCUAAGACCAGAUGCGGAUGACGCGUGUUCUCUGCAAGCCCCUCGCGUGGCUUUGGUGGUUCCCAGUUAUGUGUCUGUUGGUGUGUCUUAGUGUGUUCAUCACAGGGCUGAGCUAGUCUCUUCCGCCUUCUCCCUCUUCACUCCCAGAAGACCAGCCUACUGUUCCCUCAGGGCUUGGUGUGUGAGUGUGUGUGAGUGUGUGUGUGUGUGUGUGUGUGUCUGUUGGGCCAUUGGCUUCUAAGAACUCUUUGGCACAGGCCAGUGUGAGUCCACGCCUGCAUGCCCUUGAGACAUUUGUGUUGUGGCUCCGUGUCCUUGGCAUUGUGACCUCCCAGCGCAGGACUCUGGCUCUUGUCCUCUGUGAUCCGUCACAGCCCGACGCCUGGAACAGCCCCCUCUGGGGAGUGCGGGAAGCUUGAGGCUUCCUGAGAGGGGUAGGUGGCGAGAGGAGGGAGAGGCCGGGGCAGCAGCGUGAGUGGCAACCUCCCUGCUUCCUGACGCAUUUCCUAAGCUGGCAGCUACCACCCGCCUGCCCGUGGGCCACACACAGUCUUGCUGCUGUCACCGUGGCCUCCACCACUCAGCGGAGCAGCUCUUCCCUGGGGGCUGCCUGGUCUUAGGCAGAGGAGAGCAGACUGGUUGGGGCCAGGAGACUCCCAGGAACCGGAAGGGGUGGGCAAAGGCCACGUUCGGUAUACACACCCGUGUCUGCAGGCGCGUUCUCCUGGCACCGGGUGCCAGAGGGAGAGAGGGCCUGGGGGUGGGCAAGAGAUGACUGUACAUAUUUAUUUCAGCUCCACAUUAUUUAUAGAAAAUGUACAGACGCGUGAAUGUGAAAUAAAUGUCCUUAACUCUC